Messenger RNA from Chinchilla lanigera (long-tailed chinchilla), 688 nucleotides. It is a transcript of the gene Fabp2, whose product is annotated as fatty acid binding protein 2, intestinal. The transcript has 4 exons. NCBI's taxonomy places the organism in Eukaryota, Metazoa, Chordata, Mammalia, Rodentia, Chinchillidae. Gene Ontology annotation, biological process: fatty acid transport. The record is from RefSeq and is a predicted model, not a curated record. Gene Ontology annotation, molecular function: fatty acid binding. The coding region runs from base 8 to 406 and encodes 132 amino acids. Gene Ontology annotation, cellular component: nucleus; cytosol.
UGCAAUCAUGACAUUUAAUGGUAGUUGGAAAGUGGACCGAAGUGAGAACUAUGACAAGUUCAUGGAAAAAAUGGGCAUUAACAUGGUGAAAAGGAAGCUUGCAGCUCAUGACAAUUUGAAACUGACAAUCACACAAGAAGGAAAUAAAUUCACAGUCAAAGAAUCAAGCACUUUUCGAAGUAUUGAAAUUGUUUUUGAACUUGGCGUCACCUUUAAGUACAGCUUAGCAGAUGGAACUGAACUCACUGGGAGCUGGAACCUUGAAGGAGAUAAACUCAUUGGAAAAUUCACACGGGUAGACAAUGGAAAGGAAUUGAUUACUCUCCGAGAAAUUAUAAGUAACGAACUAGUCCAGACUUACACAUAUGAAGGAGUUGAAGCCAAAAGGAUCUUUAAAAAGGAAUAAGCAUGAUUCUUGGAGCACAGCCCAAAACAUAAACUGGAUGGAAGAUCAAUAUUGCACAAAAACUGUUUUUCGCCGCACUUCAAGUAUAAGGUUAUUGACCAAUUAGUCUUUUUAUAGACAUUGGUAUAUUUCCAGUCUUGCCAAAGCAAAAGAAGUAAAAGAUAAUUAGGAUUUAAUCUGUUUUAUAUUCUGUAAAAUAUACAUUUACUGGUGUUUGAAAAGAAUUUGAAACUUUUUUUAAAACAAAAAAAAUAAAGAUUGUUCCCACAUUGACUUAUAAGU